AUGCCUCUGUUAACAGCAUCCCCUCGCAUUCCUCUCUCUCCUUCAGCCACCAGCCAUAGAUUCGCCGUAACUCCACGCUGUGGUUACUGUUCAUUUAGCGCGUCGCGGAAUCUGCUAGUCGCUGCGCCUCUGCGAUUUUCACCCGCCAUAUCGCCCGGAGUCUCGUCCGGUUCGCGUCGGCGAUUUGUCGCCAUGGCAGAGGCGAGCGACGUCGCAGGGGCGUCGCAGGCGACGGGCGAGGGGAGUCGCAUGAAAGUGCUCUUCGUCGAGAUGGGCGUGGGAUACGACCAGCACGGGCAGAAUGUGACCAAGGCAGCGAUAAAGGCGUGUCGAAACGCCAUCACGUCCAACUCCAUCCCUGCCUUCCGCACGGGUGCCAUCCCAGGUGUGUCGUGGCAGCAGAUGAAGCUUCAGGUGCGCCUGGGCGUGCCUAGGGAACUCCAGGCUGACCUGGAUAUUGACCAAGUCAAGGCCGUGUUCCCUACCAUGGCCACUCUCGCCGCUUCUACUUCAGUGACAGCCAACGCCGCAGCGCUUCGAGCGCGCAGCCCUCAUGCAACCCAUCAACGGGCUCUCACCAGCCCCUCCCUCGUCGCCGUGCGCCUUCCAGCACACAAAGGCUUCACAUCCCUCUCCACGCCUUCCAACCGCAUCCCACCCACUCGCUUAGCCAUCCGCGCGGAUUCCUCGAAUCCUUCGACACCCGAGCCUGCGACCUCCCCCGCACCUCCCGCCAGCCCCGGAUUCGGUCUCGGAGGCCCGGGAACGUGGUUCGGAUUCGGACAGCUGCAGGAGCUUAGCGUCGGUCGCCUCGCGAUGGUCGGUUUCGCGAGCGCGCUGACCAUGGAAGUCCUCACAGGCAAGGGCGUGUUCGGUCAACUCGGUAUCGACCCCCUCGCGAUCCGCUUCCCGUUUCUCGCGGGUCUCACGUUUCUGCUUCUUGGAGGGCUGCUGGGCGGCUGGGUGGUGAUCAACAAUCCGCCGGAUGUUUCCAAGGCGCCGCCGAACGCGGGCGCGGGCGUGCCGCGCGAUCCGUUCAGCAAAAGCGCGCUGGACCCGCUUUUGACGUACACGCGCGGAGUGGAGGUGGAGGGGGAGGACGGGAAGCCCGUGGUUCUCCCCAUCGCUUCGGACUUGAAGCCGCUCGAUAAAUAG
This is a messenger RNA of Closterium sp. Yama58-4, 1155 nucleotides long. The record is from the annotation of a GenBank genome assembly. NCBI's taxonomy places the organism in Eukaryota, Viridiplantae, Streptophyta, Zygnematophyceae, Desmidiales, Closteriaceae.